AUGAAAAAUGAAAAUAAAGAAAUCAUUGUACACAACUUUGCCUGUUUUAAAAAUUUGAGACUUAAGAAUUAAUUACUCAUACUUAUAAGUUUCUUGAUUAUUUUGAUUGUUACUAUUCUUGUAUGUAGUAAUUAUAUUCAUACAACCUUUGUCCAAUUCUAUUUUACAUAAUCCUCUGUAGAAAUUUACACUAAGUUUUCUAGUGCAUUUAUCUAAACUCAACUCUCUAGCUAUUAAAGGUAUUUCACUUCUUUACUAGAUACGAGUAAUUUAUUAAUAUCUAAUAAUAGAUGGUUAAACCCUAAUCUCAUUAUUUUAGUUAUAUGAUUAUCUAAGGAAAAAGAACAAGAAUCAAAUAUCACCUUUAAAUCCUUAAUUCAAUAUGAAUUAUGGUGGUAAACAUGUAGAUAUUCCUAAAACUAUAUUCUAAUCAACUAAAAUAUCAAAUUACAAUUCCACCUUAUCCUUUAUUUGUUACACUAAUAAAACGAAGUUUCACAAUCCCUAUACAGAAGAAGAAAUAUUGAAUAUAAAAACUUAGGAGUAAUUAUAAGCAUUUGGUCCUAUUCUUUACAAAGGUAAUACAACCUUUUAAUCAUUACUCUCUGCUUAUGUAAAAAGAGAUAAUAUAUUAAUGACAUAUCCUUGUUUACAAAGAUAUGAUAUUGAUAAUUAUAUUCCUGAAAACAGGAGUUGGUACAAAGAACUUUAUCAAAAUUAUAAGAGUCAUAGUCCUUACAAUCAAUACAAUUUUUCAUUAACUUAUCCAUAUUUAUGUAUAUUAAUUAUUUCGUCCGUUAGUAUUCAAAUCAGUUAACAUUGGAUUAUCUUUGACUAUGCCAUUUGUCGAUGAGUAAUUAGAAUUAAUUGGAGGAGCAUCUUUUGAUUUGAUUCCUGCCAGACUUUUUGCAAAUCUAAUUUAAUAAUUUGGCUAAGAUUUCACAUCUAUAUAUCUGGUUUCUUUAGAUGGAAUAUUGAUUAUGCAUCCUUACAAUAUAACAUCUGAAUAAUUACCUUUAUAUUUUUAUAAUACUACUAUUACUGGAUUUACAGUAGAAGAUUGGGAAAGUUUAAAUAGUGUUAACAUCAGUUCUAAAUGUAAAAACUCUACUACUUAAAAAGAAUUAAAUUGCUUAUUUAAUUCAUUCUAUAAUUAAGAUAUGUUUGUUAGCAUGUAAACUAUUAAAUCAUAUAAUAUUUCAAUUGUUGUGUAAAAUCUUUAUUUUAAAUUAAAGUUUAAUUAGUAGUUAAGAAUUUAACAAAUUCUAAGAAGAAUAUAAUGAUAAUCUAUUAAUGUAACUAAUUAGAAAAUUCUAUCUAACUUUGAUUGAAUUAAUAGGUGUAUUUUUAUUUUUGUGUCUUUUAAUAUAUUUUACAACAAAUUAUUUGUUUCGACCUAUAGAGACAAUAAUAGAUUAUGCAAUUAGUAAGAUCUAAAAGAGAAGGUAAUUAUAUUGAUUAUUUUAGUUAUUAACCAAAGAUGAUAUCGAGUUUACUUUAAUAAUUUUUAAGUGUUCAAAUAGUUUAACUAUAUUAAUCAUGUUAUUAAUUUCACAAAUUAUUGGAAAGUUUAUCUUUUACUAAAUCAAAGUAAUGUGAAGAAAUUGAAAAUUUGUAAUAUCCAAUUAUGAAAGAUAUAUAUUCAUUAGGAGACUAUAUUAAUUUUAGAAAGAUUAAGUAUUUUUAGGAUUAAAUAUAUAUUUAGAUGUUAUUCAAAGAAAAAAUGUGAAUAAAGUUUGGAACACUUUUUGAUGAUUAAGAAUAUUAUUCGAUCAACUCUUAAAAUAACAAUAAAUAAUGAAUGA
This is a messenger RNA of Paramecium pentaurelia, 1805 nucleotides long. Lineage: Eukaryota; Ciliophora; Oligohymenophorea; Peniculida; Parameciidae. The record is from the annotation of a GenBank genome assembly.